Messenger RNA from Thalassophryne amazonica, 1684 nucleotides. RefSeq names its product RuvB-like AAA ATPase 2 (gene ruvbl2). NCBI's taxonomy places the organism in Eukaryota, Metazoa, Chordata, Actinopteri, Batrachoidiformes, Batrachoididae. The transcript is spliced from 14 exons. Gene Ontology annotation, molecular function: ATP hydrolysis activity; DNA helicase activity; ATP binding. The record is from RefSeq and is a predicted model, not a curated record. Bases 110 to 1492 code for a protein of 460 amino acids. Gene Ontology annotation, cellular component: Swr1 complex; NuA4 histone acetyltransferase complex; Ino80 complex. Gene Ontology annotation, biological process: box C/D snoRNP assembly; regulation of transcription by RNA polymerase II; chromatin remodeling.
GGACACAUUUCGCCUGCGCACCUGUCGAAAGAAGCGCCGCAUUCUCACGUUUUCAUCAGUGCUGGUACCGAGUGUUUAGCCUAUUUCUAUUGGCUGUAACGUAACACAAAUGGCGGCUCCGAAGGUCCCAGAGGUUCGUGACAUUACACGGAUUGAGAGAAUCGGUGCACAUUCUCACAUUCGCGGUCUUGGAUUGGAUGAUGCUUUGGAGCCAAGACAGGUGUCUCAGGGGAUGGUUGGGCAGCUCGCCCCCCGUCGGGCUGCAGGUGUCAUUCUGGAAAUGAUCAGAGACGGUCGCAUUGCUGGCAGGGCUGUACUGCUCGCUGGUCAACCGGGCACAGGAAAGACAGCCAUCGCUAUGGGUAUUGCCCAGUCUCUUGGCCCUGAUACUCCCUUCACAGCGAUGGCUGGUAGUGAGAUCUUCUCCUUGGAAAUGAGCAAGACUGAGGCACUCAGUCAAGCUUUUAGAAAAGCCAUUGGAGUAAGAAUCAAAGAGGAGACAGAGAUUAUUGAAGGAGAGGUGGUGGAGAUCCAGAUUGAUAGACCAGCCACAGGAACAGGUGCAAAAGUAGGCAAGUUGACACUAAAGACGACUGAAAUGGAGACAAUCUAUGAUUUAGGAAACAAGAUGAUCGACAGUCUCAGUAAAGAGAAGGUACAGGCUGGAGAUGUUAUCACCAUUGACAAAGCCACAGGAAAGAUCAGCAAGUUGGGCCGCUCCUUCACCAGAGCCAGAGACUAUGAUGCCAUGGGAGCUCAGACGCAGUUUGUACAGUGUCCAGAGGGGGAGCUUCAGAAGAGGAAAGAGAUAGUCCACACUGUGUCCCUUCACGAGAUUGACGUCAUCAACAGCCGCACACAAGGCUUCCUGGCCCUGUUCUCUGGAGAAACAGGCGAAAUUAAGUCUGAAGUUCGUGAACAAAUUAACGCUAAAGUGUGCGAAUGGAGAGAAGAAGGAAAAGCAGAGAUUAUUCCAGGGGUGUUAUUUAUUGAUGAAGUCCACAUGCUGGACAUUGAGUGCUUCUCCUUCCUGAACCGUGCUCUGGAGAGCGACUUGUCGCCGGUUCUCAUUAUGGCCACUAACAGAGGCAUCACUCGUAUCCGAGGCACAAACUAUCAGAGCCCUCACGGCAUCCCCAUCGACCUGCUGGAUCGCCUGCUGAUCAUCGUCACCUUGCCGUACACUGAAAAAGAGACCAGACAGAUUCUCAAGAUACGAUGUGAAGAGGAGGAUGUGGAGCUGAGCGAGGAGGCUCACACUGUUCUGACUCGCAUUGGUAUGGAAACGUCACUUCGUUAUGCCAUCCAGCUGAUCAGCCCUGCUGGGUUGGUGUGUCGUAAACGCAAGGGGACAGAAGUUCAGGUUGAAGACAUUAAGAGAGUUUACUCUCUGUUCCUGGAUGAAACCAGAUCCGCUCAAUACAUGAAGGAGUAUCAGGAUUCGUUCCUCUUCAAUGAAUCACAAACAGCUCCAAUGGACACAUCACAAUGAAGAUACCAGCUGUGUUUUCAUAUUCUGGAACGUUUAUGCCGUCACUCGAUCUCUGUGGUUGGAAUCGAAGUUAAGUGUGAUCCAAUUUCAGCUGAAUUUCCUUAAUAUUUGUGUUGAAUUUUACACUGUGUAAGUUUAUUUGCUUAUUUUUGGUUACUUUUUAUUAAAAUGAAUAAACAGGCCUUUCCAACU